GCGUCUAGACAGGCGUUUGUCCACCAAAUUCGUCAGUACACGCAACGCUUAAAAUAAUAUUUAACUGUUAGGCCUGUAAUAUCCUGCGUUUGACUAUGUAUCGUUUUUGAAAUUGAAUGCCGCAAAUCGGAGUAGCAUUGAUGUCUCAUUUUAAAAGACGGACAUUCAAGCCUGUAACUGAAGUUUGAGUUUGACUCCGUUCGUGUGUGCUGAUUUUUUUUCUUCUUCUUUGGAGUAGCCUACGGUCAGAUCCGUACUGCUUACUUUGAUCGAAUGGGAUCGUUUAAAAUUAAUACAGCAGGAUCUAACUGUACCGGACAGAGACAUGUGGAAGAGGGUCUCUCAUGAAAUUUUGGGUCUUCAUGUGUAUUGCAGGAUCAGGCUAUAGGUGUGGAUUUUGGAAUCUCGACCAUGGGCUCUCUGAAAGCUUUGCAGGAGUGGUGCAGGAACCAGUGUGAAAGUUACAGUAAUGUGGACAUUACAAACAUGUCUUCAUCCUUCAGAGAUGGACUGGCCUUCUGUGCCAUCAUCCACAAACACAGACCUGAUCUCAUAGAUUUUGACUCCCUCUCAAAAGAAAAUGUCUUUGAGAACAACCGUCUGGCAUUUGAGGUUGCUGAGAGUGAGUUGGGUAUUCCAGCCCUGCUGGAUCCAGAAGACAUGGUGUCCAUGAGCGUGCCUGACAGAUUGAGCAUCAUCACCUAUGUAUCUCAGUAUUAUAACUACUUCACCAACAAAUCUCAUACUGUCUUCACAAAAAUAAAGAGCCCUGGUGGUCCUGGUCACAUCAAACCAGCCAUAAAGAGACCAUCUGCUCCUCCAGAGGGCCGUGACACUCAGACUGAGUCUGGUGCAGAUUUCCAACCAAACCGCAGUACUCUGAGCAGCAUCUGUUCAGUCUGUGGAAAGCAUGUUCACCUGGUUCAGAGGAUCCUCGUUGAUGGCAAACUUUAUCAUCGGAACUGCUUCAGAUGUAGGGAAUGCAGCAGAACUUUACUUCCUGGCUCUUACAAGUUUACAGAGGAUCCUGGAUCAUUAGUUUGCACACACCACUUCACCAGAUCUGCCUCCACCAAUCAGAAUGGUCAUUCAGAUACGAGUAAUCAAUUAGACAAAUUAACCUCAACAAGCCCAGAAGACCCAAACAAUAGGAGUUUAGAAUCUAAAGCAUCACACAGCGAUGCUGAGAUCACCCCGGAGAGAGAGGAAGAGGAAAUAACAGAAAUAGAAAAAUCAACAAGUAAGCAACAAGAUGGCAGAUCAAAAGUCGAGACAGAGCACAGAGCACCUUGUUCUUCUAGUCCACCAAAUCCUUUUGAUGAAUCUGAAGAGGAGGAUCAGGACACACAACAAGAAGACCACAAGCCAGCCGCUGAUGUAGCCAAUGGCGAUGGGCCAGCAACUUUGGUGAAGACUACUGCAGCAGAAGGUAGACCGGUUCCAGCACCUAGACGGGUAUUUGAGCCCACCCCUGCUCCUCGGCCUGUACCCAGGCCACGCCCACCUAGGCCUUCUGAGAGCCCUAUUGUCAAUGGAGAUCCUGAUACUCAAAUUCCUCAGGCUCCUGUGCCAAGAGAAAGACUGCACUCACCUGCUCGCUCUAGCAAGGCCAAUGACACUCCUAAACCAAAAGACCCACCCUGGCUGGCUCUUGUCCAAUCAGAAACCAAGAAGAAACCAGCACCUCGCCCACCCACAGGUAUAGCUAUACCUCCCUGCACUGGUUCAUCUCCUUCUCAAAAGGAGGAGGAAUCAAGACCAUCCUCUCCUCCAAAUCCCUUUGAUAAUGAUGAGGAAGAAGAGCCAGAAACAUGUCCUGAAGAUCCCCCUGGUCCUGUGGUGGCUAGUCAUCCUUGGUAUGGGAUCACUCAGGCUUCUGAAAUCACAUCUGGGGACACAAGAAGACAAAGUCCUGCCCCUUCUGAAAGUCCCAUAAGUGUCCGAAGGAAGAAGCGACCAGCACCCAAAGCUCCGAAUUCUUCUACAUCAGCUUUUCUUUCAUCUCAGACUUCCUCUCCUGCUUCUUCUCUAGCUCUGAGCACAGAGAGCCUUUCCUCCUCUUCCUCAGACCACAGUGCAGUCCCCCAGCAACCUGCUGCUGCUGAGGACCAUUUGUUUACCAAGAGUGUGUCUGAACCAUCAAUCAACGUUCCUGCUUCUACCCUGUCCCAAAAAACUAAGCUUCAACCUCACUGUUCUCCAAACCUGCCUCCUCCACCACCACCUACCAAUACCAGCUCAGCGCCAGCUACUCCACAAACCAAUCGCAGUGUGAGACCACCACCAUCCCCCUAUUCACAGACACCCAGCACUCCAGGAAAGCGCACUUGUAAAGAGAAUCCAUUUAAUCGGAAGACAACCACCACUGUAAGCUCUUCUGUAUCCAGACCCCCAAAAGGGCCCCGUCCUGCACGACCUCCUGCUCCUGGACAUGGAUUUCCUCUCAUUAAACGCAAAGUACAGUCAGACCAGUAUAUCCCAGUUGAAGACAUCCAUGUAGAGAUGAGUGAUCUGGAGAAACGGUUGGAUGAAUUAGAGCAGAGAGGGGUGGAUCUAGAGAAGAGCUUACGAGAAUGUUCAAAUGUUGAUGAGGAGGAACAUCUAAUUGUUGACUGGUUCACUCUUAUUCAGGAAAAGCAUUUACUGGUACGGAGAGAGGCUGAACUGGUCUACACAGCCAAGCAGCAGAACCUGGAGGAGAGGCAGGCCGAUGUAGAAUAUGAGCUUAGAUGUUUACUUAACAAGCCAGAGAAAGAAUGGACAGCUGAAGACAAAGACAGGGAAAAACAAUUGAUGGCAGAUCUUGUCACUAUAAUUGAGCAGAGGAACAAGAUUGUUAACAGCAUAGAUCUGGACAGACAGAGGGAGGAGGAGGAAGACAAACUAGUAGCUGCUAUGCUAAAGAAAAAAGAGUUCCAUGGACCGGCUGAUCAGAAGAAGAAAGCAGGGAAGUUUAAGCCCAUGAAGGUUUUGAAGAGACUAAGCACCAAGAAUGAAGGGGUAAAGGACAACAGUCCCCGAAAAGAGAACAGUUGAAGGGUAAACUUAGUGAAGGAAAGAGAAGCAAAAAAAAAAGGAUGUACUACAUGUCUAAUUAACACUUUUGAAUAUAUUGCUAUAAAACAGUUAUGUUAAAUUUGCCUUUGAGGUAGUAGCAGCUGAACUGAUAUACUACUGCAGUUUAUAAAAUUAAAAAAAAAACUAAAAUUAACACCGUCUUAGUCAGAUGCAACAAAAUUUUUGACUUAAAAAAAAUCUUGAA
Sinocyclocheilus anshuiensis is the source of this 3262-nucleotide messenger RNA. Its product is annotated as MICAL-like protein 1. The record is from RefSeq and is a predicted model, not a curated record. The transcript has 16 exons. Gene Ontology annotation, molecular function: protein binding. The coding region runs from base 412 to 3036 and encodes 874 amino acids. Lineage: Eukaryota; Metazoa; Chordata; Actinopteri; Cypriniformes; Cyprinidae.